Molecule: messenger RNA, 681 nt
Organism: Saitoella complicata NRRL Y-17804
Lineage: Eukaryota; Fungi; Ascomycota; Saitoellomycetes; Saitoellales; Saitoellaceae
Exons: 4
Coding region: 248-562 (104 amino acids)
Molecular function (GO): nucleic acid binding
Source: RefSeq, a predicted model, not a curated record
AUGGUCACCAAAGGGAUGUUUCAGCGGAGACAGUACGUUUGUUAUUGCUCAAAAGCGGAGCAAAGUGUGUUACACUCUGGAAAGGCGUUGCUAAUGGGCAAAGGAGCACUUACACUGGAGGAAGGAUGACUGGAUGCGGAUCAUCUACACCGACGAAUUGAAAUUCCAGCGUUCAGGGCCAGGACAUGUUGCAAAGGUCUACGUGUGGCCUGGGGAUCCUCCUAGGGUGAAUGAAUCCAUUCCUCGGAUGUAUUCUGGUGGUGGGAGUAUCUUUGUGUUUGGUGGAAUGUGCUGGUGGGGGGCCACAAAACGCGCUCGUUCGCAGGUCCCAACGGUCGACAAGUUCGUGAUGCAUGACUUCGUUGAAGACUUUCUACUUCCCAAGCUUCAGGAAACAACACAAGAGAACAACACCAAGUUUCACGCGCUCGACUGCAAAGAAUCUUAUGAAAGGGAGGGGUACAGAGUCCUACUCUGGCUGACAUACUCACCUGAUAUGAACCCCAUUGAGGACUUGUGGUGCCUGAUCACGAAACACCUGGGAAGCGAGCUGCAUUUGUAAAAGACCUCGAUGAACCAUGGUAGUGGACUUUGCAGGAAUGGGGGGGGUCCAUACAAGGCAUUGAGUUUUACUUGCGAGGGUGAGGAGGGGGGUGUUGGAUGGAGCCAGUGGGGCACUCA